CAGCAGAGCACAGAGCAGUGGAGGCAGAGAGGAGAGCAGCGCAGGCAGAGAAAGAAGCUGCUGAGAAGGCACUGCAAAUAAGGAUGCUGGAGGCUAAGCUAACAGCAUUGCUGGGAGAUCCGUCCUCAAUCGAAGCCAACUCCUUCCACGGCCACAUGUCUUCAGCCUCACUCGGCAUCCGCCUUGCCCCGUCCCCUCUGCCUCUUCCACUGGUGACAGCGGCUCUCUUGCUGCCACCACUGCCACACACACUCCACCCGCCGCCACUGCUGCCUCUGUCCAUGGGGUGUCAAGGCGGAAGGACGAGGGAGCUUGGGAGAGUGUGGGCAGGAGGGAUUCAGUGGUGGUGGUGGGAAGUCAAGAUGGCGCUAGUGCUGUUGGCAAGGAGAUGGGUGGGAGCAGGGGGAGUGGGACAGAGGUGGAGAGCAGCGGGGGUGAGAGUGGGGGGGAGAGUCUCAAGGAACUGACAGCAGCACAGGUUGCAGAUGUCGAGGAGAUUCGGCAGAUUGUUAAUCGUGUUCAGGGGCAAAAUCGAUUUACACAUUUACUCCUUACGGUCGUCUUUGCUGCAUCGGUUCCUCGGGUUGUUGACAUGGUCAAGAACCUUCUGAGCAGUAAACAAAGGCCACGAUACACACGGAUCACACAUCGGGCAGCCCGGUCUGAAACAUUCGGGGAACGAUGACCACUUCAGAAAACGUGACAUUGGUUGUUGAUUCCAACCAUCAAGAUAACCAACCGCCAUACGAUGGGUAGCCAAUCAUCAAGUGCGAGUGUACUAUUAUUAAUUCAUAACCUAGGUGCACAUGGGAUUUGCAAGCUUAAUACAGACUUACUAGCUGUAUAGAAUGACGUUCUGUUAUGCAUACGUAGGGUAUGCACGUAUGGCAAAAGGGAAUAUUUCGCAUCGGCUACAUAUAAAACAUAUGAGGGUGU
Messenger RNA from Closterium sp. NIES-67, 936 nucleotides. NCBI's taxonomy places the organism in Eukaryota, Viridiplantae, Streptophyta, Zygnematophyceae, Desmidiales, Closteriaceae. The record is from the annotation of a GenBank genome assembly.